AUGGAAGUAGAGUGGCCAGAUAUGCUGAUGUUACAUUUAAUAGUACAUGAUGUAUAUAAUACAAGCAAAGAUAAUUUAUGUCUAUAUGGAAAACCGUAUAUAAAAUUUUAUUGGAAAAAUAUAAAAUACAAGAAUUAUUUUAAAUGCGGAUCAGACGAAAUAAGCUAUUUUUGUGAAUUUUUUUUACCUUACAAGUCAGGAGAUUAUAUAGAAAAUUUGAUUAUUCAAAUAUGGGCAAAUAGCUAUUUUAAAAAAAAAAAAAAAAUUGCUUAUAAUUAUAUAAAUAUAAAUAAUGUUGAAAAGGAAAUUAAAAUUGAUGGAAAAAUUGAAUUAAUUGGAAAAACAAAAGGAUUUAAAAUGAUUUACACAUUACAAAUUAUAUAUUACUCUUUAUAUAAAUUUAUGAAAACAAAACGAAUAUUAAUUUUAGAAAAUAUUUCUAUUUAUAAAAUGUUACAAGUGUAUAAAAAAUAUGUUAAUUCACCUUUAGAAUGUAAACAAAAUCUUCUUGAGCAAUAUCUUCUUUCUUUAUUUCAUACAAAUGAUUAUUUUAAAAGUGACACACCAUUACGUUUAAAAUCGAAACCAGCACAGGAUGUGGCUUAUAGAACUAAUCAAUGUCAUAUAGCUACCAAUACAAAACCUUCAAAAAAUAAAAUUAUAUUAAAAGAAAUAAAAAGUCAAAAAUUUUAUAAAAUACCAAGGAUAUGUAUUCAUCGCGAUAAAAUAUCAAAUAAAAUGGAAAAAACAAAUAUGGAUGCUAAAUUGUCUGAACAUAGUGAAAGUAGCAUACAAAAUGGUAUCCAAAAUAAUAUACAGAAUAAAAAACAGCUAGCUAAAAAUGUUAAAGAAAAUUAUAGUAUUAGUAGUAACUAUAGCUAUGAUAGCAAUAAAUAUGAACAUAUAAAUUGUAAAAAAAUUGCAAAUCCAUCUCAAAAUAUGAUUUACAAAAUUAUAAACAGUAUCAAUCAAAAGACUAAAGCGCAAGCUAUUAAACCCAAUAAUGCUAAAGCAAACAAAACAAAACAUUUUAUUGACAUUCGAGGAAAAAAUCCAAAUAAAUUUAUAGAAAAUGAAAUCGACAAAACUUGCAAUCUUAAGUUUGUAGAACUAUAUGGCUUGAAAAAAAAUUAA
Plasmodium berghei ANKA is the source of this 1134-nucleotide messenger RNA. RefSeq names its product conserved Plasmodium protein, unknown function. The record is from RefSeq and is a predicted model, not a curated record. Lineage: Eukaryota; Apicomplexa; Aconoidasida; Haemosporida; Plasmodiidae. The transcript has a single exon. Bases 1 to 1134 code for a protein of 377 amino acids.